AUUAGUAAAUAGUACUGGAGACUAGGUUUCUCGGGUUUCAUACUCGAAAGUUUUCAUAGAUACCUCCCACGUAUUUCUUGUCCCCUUUCCACAUUAUACUCAAAGCACCUUCCGAAUUUUGGGAUACUAUUAGAAUAUCAUGGCCACAAACAUGAAUGUUGUGCGUAGAUGCGGCACUUUGAGUGCUGUUGGUCUACUUGCAGUAAUGCUUGUUAAAGUCCAAAGUUCAUGCAGUGGCGUGCUCGAUCAUUCUUGAUGGUGCCAAGGAUAAGCUGGCGAGCAGCUUGUCCGCUUUUCGGAUCUCAGGUUGAAUCUGAGCCACGAGUAAAAUAGGAACUUCACUAUAAGCACGACCUUCUACGAUCCAUGUGCGCACACUACUCUGCGGAAUAAUUGCACAUCUGAGGUUCGACCGUAGCCAGAUUUGAGGCAGUUAUGUUUCUCUGAUUGUUUCUUGGCAAGUUUAUGUUCGCAGUGGCGUACCAUUUUGCAACCAUUUGGAUUAACGCCUAGGAACAUGCAUGAUAGAUCAUUAUGGUCUUCGAUGACGCAUCGGUCACUCCCCAAAUGUCGGCUUUGCAAACGCCGCAACGACGAAGUUCUGAGGAGACAAGCUCUGCUCUGCCCAAAUCCCCUCUUCGUAGCCCUGCCUGCCGGGUGCCCAACGGUCGCUGUGCUGCCCUUUGCUCCGACGGUCCUUCGGGCCUUCGAUGCCUCCUUUGAGGCAGCAGACAGAAAUCUGCGAAUGUCCUCAAAUGUCUCACCGGGUGUCUGCCGUCAUUGCCGUCAUUCUCGACCAGCAGUUUCUCCAGUGCGCAUGAAAUCGCUGGCACUCCGAUGGAGAUCGAGCUGGAGGAUCUGUACCCUGAAUAACAGAAUCGAAGCCGAGUCAAUGAAUCGAGUCACGGGAGUGGUUAGUGAGAGUAACUGACAGAUAGAUUUCUGGUUGCGUUGCUGCGGCCUUCCAACAGUCGCCGGCGGGCGGUUGUUCUUUCGUGGCUUCAUUUGCUCGAGAAUUUCAUCGUACUCAUGCAUCCGAGCUCUGCAGUGGGUGCAAGUCUGUAGGACCUGAGAGGCAUUCUGGUCUCCCCGGACGUCUGCGCCUGUUGCUGAGAGGAUUCGGAUUCGGAUUAGGAUUAGGCCACGGUGUGAUCGGAUCGCUUUCGGAAAGAGAUAUCAAAAGGCCUGAAACAUUGAAUUGGGGUCAUGCCAUCUGCCAGAGUGCUGCAGGAAGGGCGGUGCUCCACGGAAGUGAGAACUGUCAUACGUGAACUUUUGGCCAAUUGGUGGGAUGGUCGGGGAUCCACGAGAUUCAUCAAGACCAGACGUCAACCUUCAUCCCUCUUUAAUUGCCACGACGCCCUCGCUCAUGAGCCAUGGCUGACUGCGGCGAGAGAACGUUUUUCUGUCACUGGGAUGUGUCUGACAGCGACGCCAACCGGUUCUUAGACUUGCACGGUAGUGGUAGUCAGUGGAAUGGUCGAGCGGCAGUGGACGCCGCCUGCAAGUCAGGGGAGGGAAGCGUCAAUUUCAUGGAUGUGGACACGGACAUGUCGGACCCCGAGGCGGAUGAGAGAAUCCCAUUCAAGAAGCACACAAAAUGGCCCGCGACUUCGGACGACAAAGUGGGGCGAGACGAGGAGGAGGAGGAAACCCUAAAUGAGUUGCACCAUGCCCUGCAGGCAUGGCCGUCCAUCAAGCAAAUUCUGUCGGAGAUCAGCAAGCAGAAGAAGAUCGGAGGUCCGAUCGCAGCCAUGAACAUAAUGUGGUUCGCGAGAUUCAUCAUAUCCACCAUGUUCUUGGGCCACCUGGGAGGGUUGGAGCUUGCAGGAGGAACGAUGGCCCUGACCUUCGCAAAUGUCACGGGAUUCUCCAUCCUCAUGGGUCUGUCCGGCGGAAUGGAGCCCCUCUGUUGCCAGGCCUUCGGCGCCAAGCGCCACAAGCUCAUCGGCCUCGCCCUUCAACGAGGCAUCCUGCUCAUGCUGCUCGCCUGCAUCCCCGUCUCGUUCGCUUGGCUGAACGUGGAGAAAGUCCUGCUCUGGUUCGGCCAAGACCGCGACAUCGCAGCCAUGGCGAAGCAAUAUCUCAUCUACCUGCUGCCAGAUUUGGUGGCCACUGCCGUGCUGAGCCCGCUGCGAAUCUAUCUCCGGUCGCAGUGCAUCACGAAGCCCAUGAUGCUGUGCUCCGCCCUGGCCAUGUCUCUGCACAUUCCCCUGAAUUUCUUCCUCGUGUUCGGACUGAAACUGGGCGCUUCCGGAACAGCUUUGGCCUCAGCCCUUACCGACCUCAAUCUGAUUAUCAUGCUCGUCAUCUACAUCCACCAGACGGGAAUUCAUCGACGAUCCUGGCCCGGGUGGUCGAGGGCGAGCUUGCAAGAUUGGGGCCCGUUCAUAAAACUCGCAGGGCCUGCGUGCCUCAUGACAUGCUUGGAGUGGUGGUGCUAUGAAACCAUGACGCUUCUGACGGGCCUCCUCCCAGACGCGCACAAAGCUGUGGCCAUCAUGGCCAUCGUUCUCAAUGGCGACACCGUGUGCUACGCAUUGCAAGUGGCUCUGAGCUCGUGCGUUUCGACUCGUGUCGGCAACGAGCUCGGGGCCAAUUCUCCAUUAGCUGCGUACCAUGCUUCUCUGGCGGCGCUGAGCGUGAGCGUCGCGCUCGCGUGCUUGGGCGCGACCUGGCUCAUCUGCGCGAGGAAGAUUUGGGGCAAGCUCUUCACGUCGGACAAGGACAUUCUGCUCGGGGUGGCCAGGCUGCUCCCGAUCAUGGGCCUCUGUGAAUUCGGCAACUUCCCGCAGACGGUCUGCUGCGGUGUUCUGCGAGGCAGUGCUCGUCCUUCGACGGGGGCGUACGCCAAUCUCGGCGCGUUUUAUCUGGUCGGCAUUCCGCUCGGAAUCUAUUUGGCUUUCUCGUGCAGAUUGGGCCUGCUGGGCCUGUGGCUCGGGCUCCUGGCAGCCGUGCUCACCUGCGCCAUUCUCACCGUCACUGUCGUGCUGAGAACCGAUUGGAUUCUCGAAGCUCUGCGGGCCCAGCACCUGACAGACUCCUCCCACGCGGAUCUGGCCAGUCCUGCGGACUCUUUUGUGUCCGAAUCUCAAACUCCGUGCCUUCCCCGUCCUCCUCCUUCUCCUCCUCCUCCUCCUCCUCCCCUCGAUGAACCUUCGCAUGCCAUUCUCGCUCUUCAGCAGCUGCCUUAGAUUUCUAUCUUGUCGCCCUGUCGUGGAUUCGACUUCACCCAAGGGCUUGUUGUACAUACCGUGCAGUUUUGAAUGUGCGCGUGGUCGUAGCUGGACCGACAUUCAGAUUCCCAGUAAUCCGCAUCGGCCAUUUCGGUUCCUGCUGCUGCUUAUUCAGCUCAAUUCCAACAGAUCGGACCACUUGCGCAGCGAAAUCUGACUCUGAACCCCAACAAUUUGUAGACGCCAACUUCGGAGUUUCUACUAGCUCUUCAAAGUUGGCCAGUCUCGAAAGGCAUGGGUGGUGCUGUGAACUCUGAAAGGAUUGAUUCUGCUGGGAUUUGAAUUGAGGCCAACAGAGAUAUUUGGACUCUGCCAUUCGAGAGACCGGAUCUGACACGAACGGUACAUUUUGCAGUGGCAAGGUUAAAUUGCGAUGCUCCUGCAAGUCUUGGCUUACCACAUUCGAUGUCUGCGGACAGAGUCUUCGCUCUUCUGAGUGCACUUCAACAGCCAAAGCAGAAAGACAGAUCCGAAGGUUCCUAUUAAUAUGCUGGCAGAUUAAAUGUGAAAUUGCAAAGACAACUGGCGAUUGCAGUAAUUUGCUGAGCUUAAUUCCCGACGAGGUGUUGUGGUAUUUUCACGAACACCGCCCUGUGUGUGUUGCGAAGACAUGAGGGGAUGAAGGUGAUCAACUGCACAAUUUUGGAAAGCUAUUAGAUGUGAAAUUGAAGAGUUAAAGCUCCAGGAGCAUAUCAGCUCGUAAACCACCGAACACUUAUCUUGGAAACAACUUCGAUCGGAUCGUUACAGAAGGAAACCGAAGGCAUCGAAAUAGAUGUGGUCCCCCAGUCGAGCAUCUUCCUAUCUGCGAUGAGAUUCUAUCCUGACAUACUUCUACAGAUAAUAUGGAUCUCGAAGGGUAGCGGUAAGUGCCGUAGACAAAUGGGGAAAAGAUCCACGACUCGUAUCUGAACCAAUGGAAACCAACUCUAACUCUUUAUUAAGCACACCUAAGAAACAAAUUUCGUUGUUUAACAUCAGUUAAUUCAACAAAUUCAGUCAUUCAUUUGUGACGAAUAUAACCUGCAGCCGUUGUUGCUCAGUGGACUCAAAGUCUCACUCUUCAUCGUGACCUUUUCGCUCUAUCAUGCACUUGACGCUCUCUGCCAAUUGCAAUGUGGUAUGUGGUUGAUUUCUUUGGGUUCUAGCAACUUGGUCCAUAAUUGAAAUAACCUUUGUGUACUAGUCUUUUUGUGGAUCUCAUCCAUCCAUGAAUGUAAUCAAAAGUCAUCUUUCAAAGC
Marchantia polymorpha subsp. ruderalis is the source of this 4477-nucleotide messenger RNA. NCBI's taxonomy places the organism in Eukaryota, Viridiplantae, Streptophyta, Marchantiopsida, Marchantiales, Marchantiaceae. The record is from the annotation of a GenBank genome assembly.